Molecule: messenger RNA, 1982 nt
Organism: Vitrella brassicaformis
Lineage: Eukaryota; Vitrellaceae
Source: the annotation of a GenBank genome assembly
UGGCUCUCCAGGCAGGCGGUGCCAAAGAGCCGCCUUCCUUAAGCAGAUCCGUUGCUUGCCUUCCCUUUGAGUGCUGCCGGCAAAACUACACUUCAACCAUCGCGCCAGAUGGCGUCCUUCAAACAGGUAAGAUCACGUGCAGCACGCCACGCAAAGCAGCCAUCGGUGCAGUCAGUGCUGUUGUCUUUAUCUACUUGGUGUGGCAGAUCAAGUUCUUUGUUGAGUCCAAGGGCGUCCGCGGGCUGCUCGAGAAGGAUGAGUUCCUGCGGUCCUAUCGGCAGCUGCUGGACGGUGGCCGUACGGUCCACUCAUACGACAGGAAGUUCGGCGAGCUGAAUGCACUCGUGAGGACCAACUCGGCAAGCCCCAAGGUGGCUGUCUGUGUGCUCCAUGGAUUCGGCGCCAACAUGGUGAGUCACACACAAACAAGGGUGGCUCUGCAUUGAUCUGUCUGUCUGUCUGCCUGUCUAUUGCUGUGUGCGUGUGUGUAUGCGUGCAGGAGAACCUCUCGCCCUUCUCAGGUCUGCAAAAUAAAUGGAUGGCGACGUGGUGGCCGGGAGUGCUGCUGCACUGAUCUGUGCGUUGUCAUUUGUUAGAUCAGACGUGUGCGAGAGGGUGAUUGGCGCGUCGGCUGAAUGGGUGAGUCGCACUAUCACACACACACGCACACACAGGGUCCAAUCGUGUGUGGUGUCCACACACAACACAGGUGUGCAUCAUCCCCAAUGGUGGGCUUGAUCUGGGUGGCGGCAGCAGGGCCUGGUGGAUGAUCGACCUACAGCGGCUGCAGGCCAAGAUCAUGAACCUCCAGUUCUCAGAGAUCACAAAAGACGUCCCGGCCGGUGAGCCAACAAACAGAUGGGUGAAAGAGUUACCUUUUUGUAUCGGCCGGUCUCUGUGUGUGUGUGUGUGUGUGUAUCUGGUUAUAGGGCUUGACGUUGCCAGGAGUCGGGUGCUUGAUCUGAUGCAGGAGGCGUCAACGGCCUACUCGCUGCCGCCCGAUGCAUGGUCCGUGUGUGGAUUCUCACAGGGUACGUCACCCAGACAGACCGACUGAACACACACACACAAAUGUGUAUGCGACCAGCAGGUGGCAUGCUUACUGGUGACCUGCUCGUCCACAUGGAGCCGCCGCCAAAUGUAGCCGGUAGCUACAAACACACUCACAGCACAUGUGGGUUUCAUGCUGCCGUCUGGUCAUGGUGCAGGUCUGUUCUCCGCGGCCCUCAUCUGCGAGGAUCUGUGGACAGAGCAGAUCAGCAAGAAGCCGCUCGAGGCGCGGGAGAGGCUCAAGAAGUGUGCCAUCGUGCAGUCACACGGGACCACAGACAUGGUAGGUAUGGUCGCCACACGUAUGCCGGCACACACAAGUGUCGUGUCUAGGAUGUGUAUUCAUGUAUCUGUAUGUCUUCGUGUGUGUGUGUGUGUGUGUGUGUAGGUGGUGCCGGUUAUCGCAGGUCAUUGGAUGAGAGACUACUGGCAGAAACAGGGGCUGAAAGUCGGUACGUGAGAGGGAGGCAGGAAAAGGGAGACACUCUGACACACGCACCCCGUCGAUGCCUCAUCUCUCGAUGCUCGUGUGUGUUUGAGCAGACUUCGACCAGUUCAACGGUCCACAUGCAGUGGGUCCAGGGGCGGUGGACAAGUUCUUUGCCAAGGUGCUCGAGGCAGACAGGGCAAAGACACGAUGAGCAGACGGGUUAAUGAUCGACAGAAUUGGCGGCAGCGGAGGGCUGCCUGGGCCUGGUGGCCGUGUGUAUACGGACGGAGAGGGCGCGUUUUGCCUGUGGGUGGCCUUUCCUGUGUUUGUGUGGCUCUCUAUCGCUCAUGACUUGACUAACUGAAUUGACUGCGUGUGACCACACGACCGUCUUAUGUGUGAGAUGCAUGGUUUCAUCGAUACUUGACCGCAUGACAUAUGGAUGAUCGAACAGUGAUCGUCUGUGGACACACGCAGCAACAUAAACGCCGUGAGAGUGGGG